This is a messenger RNA of Cucurbita maxima (winter squash), 4596 nucleotides long. RefSeq lists its product as uncharacterized. The coding region runs from base 218 to 4357 and encodes 1379 amino acids. NCBI's taxonomy places the organism in Eukaryota, Viridiplantae, Streptophyta, Magnoliopsida, Cucurbitales, Cucurbitaceae. Gene Ontology annotation, molecular function: protein binding. The transcript is spliced from 21 exons. The record is from RefSeq and is a predicted model, not a curated record.
UCGUUUAUUGGUUUCGCGGUUGCUCACCCGAGCGGAACCCAACGCUGGACUUCACAAAAUUCCUUCACCGAUACGACAAAUGCCAUCGCCGGCAAGAACCACAUGCAUCGGACUACAUUCUUGAAGUCGAGGGCUGAUCUUAGCAAGCAUUGUUCAUGUAAUUCCAGUUGAAUUGAAGGUGGAUCCGGUCCUACUGAACUAAAGGAAGGAAAGCAAAAUGUUGAGGCUAAGGGCGUUUCGGCCUUCGAACGAGAAGAUCGUGAAGAUACAGAUGCAUCCGACACAUCCGUGGCUUGUUACGGCUGAUGCGUCGGAUCACGUCUCUGUUUGGAAUUGGGAGCAUCGGCAGGUUAUUUACGAGCUCAAAGCAGGUGGAAUUGAUCAGAGGCGUCUCGUUGGCGCCAAGUUGGAGAAGCUCGCUGAGGGCGAAUCAGAUUUGAAGGGGAGGUCGGCUGAAGCUAUACGAGGGGGAAGUGUCAAGCAGGUGAACUUCUAUGACGAUGAUGUACGCUUUUGGCAACUUUGCCGGAACCGUUCCGCAGCUGCUGAAGCUCCGUCAGCUGUCAACCAAGUUACAUCAGCUAUGAGUUCCUUUGCCCCUUCCACAAAGGGAAGGCAUUUUCUAGUUAUCUGUUGUGAAAAUAAAGCCAUAUUCUUGGACUUGGUGACAAUGCGAGGCCGUGAUGUUCCGAAGCAGGAUCUUGACAAUAAAUCUCUUCUCUGCAUGGAGUUCCUUUCUAGAACUUCGGGAGGAGAGGGUCCUCUUGUGGCCUUUGGUGGAUCAGAUGGUGUUAUUAGGGUCCUCUCAAUGCUAACCUGGAAGCUAGUGCGCAGAUAUACUGGAGGUCAUAAAGGAUCAAUCUCAUGUUUAAUGACCUUCAUGGCUUCCUCGGGCGAGGCGCUUCUGGUAUCUGGUGCUAGUGAUGGCUUACUUAUACUCUGGAGUGCGGACAACAGCCAAGAUUCACGAGAACUUGUACCAAAACUUAGCUUAAAAGCACAUGAUGGUGGGGUGAUAGCUGUCGAACUUUCCAGAGUGAUCGGAGGUGCUCCCCAACUUAUCACAAUUGGUGCGGACAAAACACUUGCCAUUUGGGAUACUAUCACUUUUAAGGAACUCCGUCGCAUCAAACCUGUUCCAAAACUGGCCUGCCAUAGUGUUGCAUCUUGGUGUCAUCCUCGUGCGCCAAACCUUGAUAUUCUCACUUGUGUUAAAGAUUCCCACAUAUGGGCUAUUGAGCACCCCACGCACUCAGCUCUCACAAGACCACUUUGUGAACUUUCUUCCCUUGUCCCUCCUCAAAUGCUUGCUCCAAACAAGAAAGUUAGGGUUUACUGUAUGACUGCUCAUCCUUUACAACCUCAUCUUGUUGCUACUGGAACCAAUAUUGGUGUUAUCAUCAGUGAACUUGAUGCUAGAUCUCUUCCAGCAGUAGCUCCUCUUCCAACUCCAUCAGGUGGCCGAGAGCAUUCUGCUGUUUAUGUAGUUGAAAGGGAGCUAAAAUUGUUAAAUUUUCAAUUGGCUCACACAACGAAUCCAUCUUUGGGAAAUAAUGGAUCGUUAUCUGAAGGAGGAAGGUUAAAAGGAGAUGAGCUGCUACAAGUCAAGCAGGGCAAAAAACACAUCAGCACUCCUGUUCCACAUGAUGCAUAUUCAGUUCUUUCUGUUAGCAGUUCUGGAAAGUACCUUGCUAUAAUUUGGCCUGAUAUUCCAUACUUUUCUAUCUACAAAGUAAGUGACUGGUCCAUUGUUGAUUCCGGAAGUGCGAGGCUUCUGGCCUGGGAUACAUGUCGAGAUAGGUUUGCAUUGCUGGAAUCUGCCAUACCUCCUAGGUUUCCAACAAUUCCUAAGGGGGGAUCAUCGAGAAGAGCAAAGGAAGCUGCUGCAGCAGCAGCGCAGGCAGCUGCAGCAGCUGCUUCUGCUGCUUCCUCAGCCAGUGUUCAAGUUCGUAUAUUGCUCGAUGAUGGGACAUCAAACAUUUUGAUGAGGUCUGUAGGCAGCCGCAGUGAACCGGUGGUUGGUUUGCAUGGUGGGGCUCUUCUUGGCGUUGCAUAUCGAACAUCCAGGAGAAUUAGUUCUGUUGCUGCGACAGCAAUUUCAACAAUGCCUUUAUCAGGAUUUGGUAACAGCGGUGUUUCUUCCUUUUCAAGUUUUGACGGUCGUUUUUCUUCCCAUAGAUCUUCGGCUGAAACACCACCACCAAACUUUCAAUUGUACAGCUGGGAAACUUUUCAGCCUGUUGGUGGGCUUCUGCCUCAGCCAGAAUGGACUGCAUGGGACCAAACUAUUGAAUAUUGUGCCUUCGCAUAUCAGCAUUACAUUGUUGUAUCUGCUCUGCGUCCUCAAUAUAGAUACUUGGGAGACGUAGCAAUUCCAUAUGCUACUGGAGCUGUCUGGCACCGUAGACAACUGUUUGUGGCUACUCCAACUACCAUAGACUGUUUUGAGGGGAUGCAGGCCCACACAGCCCUAUUAUCCAACCACGAACAAGGUCUAAACUACGUUCGUUCCUUUUGUGUCACUUUACCUAUAUGCAUUGAAAGAUGUGUUUUUGUGGAUGCUGGAGUUGCGGCUAUUGACAUUGAAAUGAAAAGAAUGAAAGAAGAGAUGAAGUUGAAAGAUGCACAAGCUAAAGCCAUUGCUGAGCAUGGGGAGUUAGCUCUUAUCACUGUAGAUGGCCCUCAAACUGUUGCCCAGGAAAGAAUAACCUUGAGGCCCCCAAUGCUUCAGGUGGUGCGAUUGGCAUCAUUUCAGCAAGCUCCUUCUGUACCGCCAUUUUUAUCAUUACCCAAACAGUCAAAAGUGGAUGCAGAUGAUUCGAUGAUGCACAAAGAUACCGAAGACAGAAGAGCAAAUGAGAUAGCAGUUGGCGGUGGUGGAGUGUCAGUGGCAGUUACUCGUUUCCCAGCUGAGCAGAAACGUCCUGUAGGACCUCUAGCUGUAGUUGGUGUUAGAGAUGGAGUUCUCUGGUUAAUUGACAGGUACAUGAGUGCUCAUGCUUUAUCCUUAAAUCAUCCUGGUAUUCGUUGUCGGUGUCUUGCUGCCUAUGGUGAUGCAAUCAGUGCCGUCAAAUGGGCAAGUAGGCUUGGUAGAGAACAUCAUGAUGACUUAGCCCAAUUUAUGCUUGGUAUGGGCUAUGCCAUGGAAGCUCUACAUCUGCCAGGAAUAUCGAAGAGAUUGGAAUUUGAUCUGGCCAUGCAAGGAAAUGAUUUAAAAAGAGCACUUCAGUGUCUUCUUACUAUGAGCAACAGCAGGGACAUGGGGCAAGAUAAUACAGGGCUUGAUUUGAGUGACAUUCUCAGCUUAACAACUAAAAAGGACGAUGUGGUUGAAACAUUUCAAGGAAUUGUGAAAUUUGCAAAAGAGUUUUUGGACUUGAUUGACGCAGCAGAUGCUACUGGACAGGUUGAUAUUGCUCGUGAGGCUCUUAAAAGGUUAGCUGCUGCAGGUUCCUUGAAAGGUGCAUUACAAGGUCAUGAGUUAAGAGGAUUGGCUCUCCGACUAGCAAAUCAUGGAGAGUUGACACGAUUGAGUGGAUUAGUGAACAAUUUGAUCUCAGUCGGCUCGGGACGUGAAGCAGCGUUUGCAGCAGCGGUUUUAGGAGACAAUGUUCUCAUGGAGAAAGCAUGGCAAGACACAGGAAUGCUUGCGGAAGCUGUGCUUCAUGCUCAAGCUCAUGGCCGACCGACGUUGAAAAAAUUGGUCGAAUCUUGGAACAAGAUGCUACAAAAGGAGAUGGAGCACACCUCGUCGGAAAAGACCGACGCUGCAGCUGCAUUUUUUGCAUCCCUCGAGGAGCCAAAACUCACAACCUUGGCAGAUGCAGGCAAGAAGCCUCCAAUUGAAAUCCUUCCUCCUGGAAUGCCAACUCUGCCAUCUUCCAAUCUAGCUCCAAAGAAGCCAACUCCUGGGGCACACGGUGCAUUGCAGCAACCAGCCAAGCCUUUGCUACUGGAGGCACCGCCUGCUGAUCCACAACAACAAACAGAAGGUACACCGACCCAAUCGGAACCAACUGAACAGACUUCAGACGGUAAAGCCCCAACUAAUACAGCAGCGACCGACACGUCUCCGACUACUUCAGUAGAAAAUGUUCCGAUAAUGUUAAAUGGUUUAGAGCCAUCUGAUAUUCAAUUAGCAUCCUCCAACACCACACCAGUAGAAACUCAAAUAAUACCACCAUCAUCCGUAAAUAAUACGACACAUUCAGAGGCAGUGUUAGAAUCAACCGAGCUUCAGAACUCCUCUGUUCCACAUUCAUCGUCCUCAAACGACGCAGCACCACCAUCAGACGCCCCAUUUGAGGUGCCUGAUCUUCUUCUGAAUACAUAUCUUCCAAACGCAUCACAAAUUUGAAAGCUAGCCAUAAUUGAGUAUAGAAGGUGAGGUUGAUCUUGUUAACUGCUGUUGUAAUGCAUUCUUUCAUGUGUUUGAUUCUCUCUUGCCUAUUGUGUUAUACAAAGUUCCAUAUAUUCUUCUAUUCGUUAUUGUUUUAGAUUUAGAAUGCAUUUCAUUAAGCGUUUCCAUCUGUAAUUUUCUUUUUCGAGUUAGCUAAAACGUAGAAUUUGGCUAGGGAAUAUAUUUUCGUUUUACAA